Molecule: messenger RNA, 3000 nt
Organism: Hyalella azteca
Lineage: Eukaryota; Metazoa; Arthropoda; Malacostraca; Amphipoda; Hyalellidae
Gene: EMC7
Product: ER membrane protein complex subunit 7 homolog
Exons: 4
Coding region: 102-836 (244 amino acids)
Cellular component (GO): EMC complex
Molecular function (GO): carbohydrate binding
Source: RefSeq, a predicted model, not a curated record
UUAUUACAAGUUGAUUUAUUUUCUUCCAGGAUACUAUUUAUAUUUCUUAAGGCCUUAUCCAGAGUAUUUUGUAGGAGCUUCAAAUAAAUUUUAGCACCAACAUGUUGGUACUGUCAAGACUUCUUGUUUUUGUAUUGGCAAGCUUUUCCUGUCUACAUAUUGUUUUUGCUCUGUCCGAUGUAGAAGAAGGAUCUAAGUCUGUGGAUCGCUUCACAGUAGAAGGCAUCGUGGAGCGUCCGCUCAACUAUCCUCAAGAUGAGGCUGAAUUCUUUGCUGGCACACGCAUCUACACCAACACAGGAUAUCAAGCAUUUCUCAAGGCAAAUGGUUCAUUUGUGCUGCACAACCUGCCCUGGGGCUCCCACUUUAUCCAUGUGGUGACCCCAAACAUCCUCUACGCUCCCAUCAGGGUUGACAUCAACUCCAAGGGAAAAUGGCGUCCACGUAAAGUCAACUACCUUCAGCCUUCCAAAGUGGAAGUGCUAAGCACGCCACUGAAGUUCACUGCUUUGGGCCCAGUGCGGUACUUCGAGGCACGGGAACAAUGGCGCAUCACCGACCUUCUCUUCAACCCCAUGGUCCUCAUGACGGUCGUGCCCCUCGGCCUCAUGCUCCUCAUGCCUAAACUCAGUGACCCUGAAACCCGGCGGGAAGUUGAAUCCCAGUUCCAGCUGCCCAAGACCGAGGCCCCCGACCUCUCAGAGAUGGUCACGAACUUCUUGGGCAUGGGAUCACCGAGCACCUCAUCAUCUAGUGGGCCUGCAGCUGGUACAGCUUGUGAUGCUAGAAGACCUGGGCGUGGCGGGGCGAGGGCCGCUAGACGGAAAGAUAAAUAGAUUAUUUCGUCUAGAAUAAAAGUUCAAUUAGGUUGUUAGCCUAGAUAUUUGGCAUCUAAGCUCACCUUCUUAGAACCUCGUAUUGUUCAGAUUUGAAAUUUGUAUUAAUUAUUGAUUUUAACCUUAUUUAUACGUGUCCUUCGUUGAGUCAGAGUAUAAAGCUUCAUGUUUUAUGCAUCUACUUAAGACGUUGUGGUGUGUCUCAAAGUAGAUAUGUGUGUGACAGGAAAGAGUUCGAAGUGAUUUAUUGCUGACUGAUGCUCUAUUCUUUUUUCCUGAGCUCGAAUUCUAAUUCCCUGGGCCCGGAAUUGAGACCGAUUAUCUGAGGCUUUCAAUCAAGAAGCAGGAUUCUGUUGCUACGUUACUAGGGCUCGAUUUAUAGUUAGAAAAUAUUUCCCAGUUCUAAUGAGAUAUUUGUUUGGUGGUAAUCAUGGUCCUGUAAUUUUGGUAUUUUUUCUAUUUUGGGCGUUGUUUAUUGUUUGUGUUAUUCUUUUAUAUUAUUGUCAACUGUUUGGCGUCGUACAUACGUACUUUAGACGUAAGAUAUUAGGAUAGAUUACGAAACUCGUUUUGUGAAUCUUGUACUCGCUGGCUUGAUAAUUGAAUUUUGUACGUCAUUCAUCUUCCAUUUGAUUCCUUAAUUUCAUGCUAUCUUGAGGAUGUGAUUAGGGCUGAAUGGUUAGGUCAUCGCUUGUAUAAAAGCUUGUGCUAGUGUUUAUUUGUGCAGAAUUGUUGUGACAUCAAACUUUGUGGGGACUCUUGUUUCUACGCUUCCUUAAAUUUGAUUCAUAUUUCAUUGUAACUGCUGCAUCUAAUUCUGAUCUGUCGAUGCAAAACUUCAUGGCGGCGCUAAGUGAACAUAAUUCAAAUUGUAUAAAAUAGAUAUUGUUUUCUCACUACUGGGGUAAUCAAGGCUGGUGGAAUAGAUAGUUGACAAAGACGAAUUAAAUAAUGUCUUAAAUGGCGACCUUCAAACUUCCUGGUCAGUUUGUUGUACAAUAUCGACUAUAAUACUUUUUGGCACUUGAUACAAUUCAUGCUAUAUUGUUAUAUAUUAACAAUGUUCAUGCUUUUUUAUUUGCUGUGCAUAGCUUCUCGCUGAAAUAGAUAUUUCUUAGUCCCUUUGGAUUUUCUUUUAAUAGUCGAGUUAUAGGAUUGUUUAUUGUUGUUAUUCCUGUCUGUAGGUUUGAGAAAACGUUUUGUGAUGCUUGGAGCAUGAUAGUGACUUGUUGGAGUCAUGAUAGUGACAUGCUGGAGUUAUGAUAGUGACAUAUGUUGGAGCAUGAUAGUGAUUUGUUGGAGUCAUUAUUGCAACACGCUGGAGUUAUGAUAGUGACUUGUUGGAGUUAUGAUAGUGACAUGUUUGAGUUAUUAUAACGACAUGUUGUAAUGACAUGAUAGCGACAUAUUGGAACAUGUUGGAGUUAUGAAAGUGAUACGCUGGAGUCAUGAUAGCGACACGUCUGAUACGCUGCAACACUUCAAAGCCAACACACAUUUUUCAAGCAACAUUGCAGGGAGUUAAAAAUAUAUGCAAGUUCUUGACUUGAAUUGAUGUUUCUGUGAAAAUUUUUUUGCUAUAGCAUAUAUCUCACCUAAGCUAACUUACAUCUGCACCAUAUAGUAAUAAUAUUUCUAUCGUCGUGUGGAAGCGUAACGCUCUUUCUCUUUCAAUUGAAUGUAUAUCUUCAUCUCAUUAUAGGUGUGGGUAGGGUGUCCUUGGUGCUGAUUGCUUUGGGUGAGUGAAUACUGUAUAGCUAUUUAUUGCUUGGUCUUUGAAAUUUCUCGCGGUUAUGUUCCAAAUUGUUUCUUUUCCGGAUAAGGGAUCGUUUUUCUUUAUGAGGAAUUCGAACUAAACAAAUUAACUAAUUUGUGAGUUGCACAUCUUAGGUAAUAACCCCAAACCUGUUACAACUUGUAUCAUCCUAUGUGUAGAUCCUGAGAAUAAUAAUUAUUUUCUGUUCAACUUACACGUUUUGUUGCAAAUUCACGUGCCGUUUGUGGUCGUAUUUAAUUGUUAUACGUGUUGGUAGUUCAUUCCUUUGAGUGUUUGCCUGGCAAUUCAUGAUUGCUUCUCACGAUGACCGGUGCAAUCUUGUCCUCGAAGCUGUAUAUAAGUUUCUUGUGCGCUGGUGUGCAUAUAAGUAAAAGAUUGCCUCCAUCA